This is a messenger RNA of Physeter macrocephalus (sperm whale), 852 nucleotides long. RefSeq names its product translocase of inner mitochondrial membrane 9 (gene TIMM9). Bases 297 to 566 code for a protein of 89 amino acids. The record is from RefSeq and is a predicted model, not a curated record. The transcript has 5 exons. NCBI's taxonomy places the organism in Eukaryota, Metazoa, Chordata, Mammalia, Artiodactyla, Physeteridae.
CCGGCAUUAUAACGAAUCGGUGAAGUAGGCUAUAAGAGCUAUUUGACAUCGCCAUUCCCACGUGUUCUCUUUCAUCCAGCGGCUGCGGCGCCGGCCCUGACCCAGAUCCUCCGCCCCCAGACUCGACGGGCAGCGUAGCCCCGCAGCCUCCUACUGGUGUCGGAUGCGAGUCUAUCCUUAAGUGAGAAAUCAGGCCUCACUGGAGACAUUCAAGCAAAGGUUGGACAACUACUUUUCCAGAACAGAAAGGAAACUCAUGCAUCAGAAAAGGUGACUAAUAAACGUACCAAAAGAAUAUGGCUGCACAAAUACCAGAAUCUGAUCAGAUAAAACAGUUUAAGGAAUUUCUUGGAACCUACAAUAAACUUACAGAAACCUGCUUUUUGGACUGUGUUAAAGACUUCACAACAAGAGAAGUAAAACCUGAAGAGACCACCUGUUCAGAGCAUUGCUUACAGAAAUAUUUAAAAAUGACUCAACGAAUAUCUAUGAGAUUUCAGGAAUAUCAUAUUCAGCAGAAUGAAGCCCUGGCUGCCAAAGCAGGACUCCUUGGCCAACCACGAUAGAGAAGUCCUAAUGCAUGGACUUUUGAUGAAAGAUUGCCAACACCUGUUGCACUGGAAAUGAGGAUUCACCUGACAGAAUCCCAUGAAAGCACUAGCCACCAUGUUAAACCAUCUGUCAUGACUGUUUGGCAAACGGAAACCACUGGGGAAACAAAAUUGCUAUUUACCAGAAUAAUCAAAAUAGGUCUUAUUGUUCAAUGAAAAUAAUAAGAUGCAACACUUGUCGAGGCCUUAAGAUUCAGCAGCUUGGUCACUUGAUUAGAGAAAUAAACCAUGGUUUCUUCAA